AAAAAAAAUUAAAACAUUAAAGCGUACAAACAGAACCUGGGCAUGGCGACGGGGGAGGAUCUAUGGCAGCAGAUGCUGCGCGACUGCUCUGUGCGGUCCAAGCUUCCGGUAGCCAACUUUCUGUUAGUGGGCGAUGCGGAGAGCGGCAAGUCGGCGCUGCUGGCGCGCCUGGACGAGGCAAAGUCGACGCCCUCUGAGACGGCUGACGAAACACACGCCGUGGAUACGCUGCUGGCCUUCAAGACGCUCGACGUGCUGGACCCGCGGGCAAAGGAGAGUGGCGGUGAUGCCUCUGAGGAUGUGAUGGCACAUAUCGGCACUUGGAGUCUCAACGACUUGAACCUGAAGGACCUCAUUAAGAUCGCGGUGAAGCCCCAGACCCUGCAGAAGACGGUGGUGGCAAUUGUGCUGGAUCUCUCGCGGCCCUGGACGAUUAAGAGCUCGUUGGAGCAGUGGCUGUCGGCGUUGGAGGGUCAAUUACUGGAACAGAUCAACCAGUUGGCUCCUGAGACCAGGAAUGAGCUGUAUGGGGCUAUCAAGCAGCAUAUUUUGGCCUAUGAAGACCCGAGUGUUGACCACUCUGCACCGACGCCUAUGGACACAUCUACGAAUGAAUUCAUGGAAGAAGGGGUGCUAUCGAAAAACUUGGGUGUGCCUCUCGUGAUUGUGGUGGCUAAAGCGGAUCUGCGUCCAGAAAACUCAGUCAAGAUGGACUACAUCGAGUAUACUUUGCGCCAGUUCGCGAUUCGAUAUGGCGCGUCAGUGGUGUUUACAUCUGCCAAGACCGGAUCCAACGUGGACACUCUUCGCAAGUAUAUUCUGCAUCGCGCUUAUCCGUCCCAGUUCAAGUUCACGGAGCCGCCACAACUAGUGGACCAUAACAGCAUUUUCAUCCCGUCGGGUUACGAUUCUUUCGAGCUGGUGAACCAGAGCCUUGUGGGAUCGCAGGCGCGUUGGCCCACUGACAAACCAUUCGAGAAAAUCGUCCCGGCACCGACAGAAGAGACAGAUGAUGCUGCUGCAACACUCGCUACUGACAUCCGUGUGGACACCCACGAGCAGUGGCUGGAAAAACUGGAGAAGGCUGCCGGCGCGGGUCUGGAAGAGCUGCAAAAGCAAAGUAUCGAGGCGAGCAAGAAGGCGGAGCAGGCAGCAGUCGCUCGUCGCGCUGCAGCUGAUCGUCGCAAGCGCGAAGAGAAGGACGUGAGCUCGAAGCACUUGCAGAACUUCUUCAAUAACCUACUGAGUCGGCCAGAGAAGACUAGAUCUUCUCGGUCCAUGAGUGACAAGAAGAAGGAAAAGAGCGACAAGGCGUUGGGUGACCAGGAGGCGAAGCGCUCCGCUGUUUAGAACAGAUCGUUCAAGUCGUUGGAGAGUGCGAUGCAAAUACAGUGAGUAGGGAGCGUUUACGUGAUGAUAAUUCUUUUAUGAGGUAGUUAUCCAUCUCGCUGGUUUAAUAAUUCUUCUACGCUUUGAAGAGAAUCUCGAUGGUGAGUGCCUGUUCUAGAUUCAGGUGGAGGUGAUGUAUGCGUGAAUAGCAUCGAGUUGAUACUAUUGACGGGCGUUGGAGAGUUCAGCGCCAUGUGAAGCGACUGUCGCCGUUCCUGAACGCGAGACAGUCGACCCUGUGUGUCUUUGAGCAUUUCGACCAACCGCUGGAUCUCUUCUAAGUUGAUGUUCAUGUUGUCUAGUUCACUGUUGACAGCGAUG
Messenger RNA from Phytophthora nicotianae INRA-310, 1710 nucleotides. RefSeq lists its product as hypothetical. Gene Ontology annotation, biological process: microtubule cytoskeleton organization; microtubule-based movement. NCBI's taxonomy places the organism in Eukaryota, Oomycota, Peronosporomycetes, Peronosporales, Peronosporaceae. Gene Ontology annotation, molecular function: dynein heavy chain binding. The transcript is spliced from 8 exons. The record is from RefSeq and is a predicted model, not a curated record. Gene Ontology annotation, cellular component: centrosome; cytoplasmic dynein complex. The coding region runs from base 43 to 1350 and encodes 435 amino acids.